UUCCAAUUUCAUUUCUAAUUAUAAAAAGUAAUUUGCCGUAAGUGACGUGCCUAAUCAAUUAUCAAUAUUAUAAAUAAACUGGUUUUAAAAAUUCGAGUUUAUCCACAUAGAGGAUCUAGAAGAGGGGAUUAACCGCUUUGAAUCCCCACCGAUUAAAAAUUCGUUAAAACACCUUUUUUUUUCUCUCCCUUCUUCAUUCUCUCUCUGUUAUUGCAUCCGUAUGGGGUGUACGAUCGAAAUCCUUUUUCCAGUAUAUUUAUUUUAAUGGCAGUCGUACACAUGCGGUGACUAUGGUACGAACAGAGUUGACAGGUGCCUGGACAAAAAAGCGUGGUCGAGAGCGGGCAUAGUAUGUAUAAUGUAAGCAUAGAGGGCUGGCAGGCCACAUGUGCCACUCUAUCACUUAUCUACCCGUAAUAUGACGUAUAACUCGACCAUAAGAUGCAACUGUGAACGCAUGUGUGUAUAUGUAUGCGUGAAUGCACAGUCAAGAUGUAUACGCGUAUAUAUACAGGGGUGAGUGGGAGGAUGAACGGACGUGUUUCUGUGUGUAUGUCCGUUUGGAAGAAACCGAGAGCACCCAACUCUCGAGGAUGUCGCGAGAACUGCUUUGGAAUCAUAACAAUGCGUUUUGGACUGGACAACAUUGAUGAAUUGCAAAUAAUCUCUCUUUCCUUUUUAUUCUUCUUUGCUUUUUAUUCUUGUUAUCCAAAAUAUUGUUCUAAUAGUUUAUCUUGAAUUAUUAUUGUAGAUGACAUUGGUGAUAACAAUAAUGCUUAUGAAGUUAUGCAUAAAUGAAACUUGGUAUAUUUGAUAAGUGAACUAUUAAGGUGAAAAUUACAAUUAAUUGAAUAAAUUGAUUUUUUGGUUGUUUACGUUAAUAUUUGUCAAUGAUUUAAGGAUAAUAUAAAGAAAUGUGAACUCCAAUCUCCAAGCCUCAUAGGUAUAAUCAGCAUCCUUAAAGCAAGAAUACCACUUUAUACCAAGAAUCUUAAAAUAUCCUAAUAUGUUCAAAACAAUGAAUUAUAUAUAUGUUCUCAAUCAAACAUAUAUUUGCAUAAAAGUUGAUGAUACAAUUGAGGAAGAGGGAAACAAAGAAAUCGAUAAAAUAAUAGUAGACUGUAAUAGAAGGAAGGAGUGAACGACUUAUCCUCAUAUGUGCGCGCAAAGCUGUUGUUAAUAAGUGACGCGUGUGCGGCAGCUGGUUUUACGUUUUUUGCCUUGCACCCGAUUCUCGGGGUUCGAGCGACGAAAGAUCGACCUAAGCACCCCCUUCUCUGCUAUUUUCCUUGUUUCUGUCUCUUGCCUGAGUUCUGUUGUACCUCGAUUUGGAAUAUUUCUUAAUAGAUUUUCAUACAAUAGAUAGACAUGCAACAGAAUCAAUCAAUGAGAUCAAAUGGAUCCCUAUGGAGCAUCAAAAGGCAAGAACGUUAAACAACAAAUGACGUAAUAUUGAAGCAGUUCAUCAGCCCUGAAGACAAUUCAUCGGACAUAAUCGUUCCAAGAAUCUAGGAAUGAGUAAAAAAAACUCCCAUAGAAGACGAAUUCGAACGGGCAGCGAGGAAAAAGAGAGACGACAGACGCGCAUGCAGAUGUUUCGCGCCACCCUGAAACCGAUGAGGCUGAGGCAAGUGCACAGAGAUGCACACAAGUGUCGGAGGAUCUUCUCCUCCUUCUUCUCCUCCUCCUCUUCUUUUCUGUUCCGUGUAUCUCAAGGGGAACGAAGCACAGCCACGCGAGUGGGCGGCGCGUACCCUUCUCGAAAGCUUCUUCCCUUACUGUUCAAGCAGGGGUAGAGGGGAUCUUCUGCUGUAUCGUUUGCUGGAAGAACAUUACGAUGUCUUGUCUUAGCUGAUAGUCGUCGAGAAGACGCGGGAACGAAUGUAUGCAGUCGAGUUAUAUGCAUAUCCAGGAUCAGUUUAAUUCUGAGCAACGUGUCUAAUCAUUUAUUCGGCCACCCUACAUCCAGUUCGUUCUUCCUUCUCCGCGAUCUUGAUCGCGCAAGUACACGUGACGCGUGGACCUUGAUAAGUGAUAAGCUUAUCACUAUAUUGAAAGAGUUAUUGAGAAUCUGUCGAAGAGAAGAGAUUUUCUGCGACUCGGUGCUUGUGGAGUUUAUUUGGGCAGUUUAAAACUUGGAUUUUAUUGCACCAAGAUGCAUCUUGAAGAUUAUCACGUGAAUAGAAGCGAGGAGGACGUGCAACGAACAAUUUCCAAAAGUAUCAAACAAGAAGAUUUCAACAAUUUACACUUAGCACCCAUCACCACUAUAAACACAAGUAAUCAGCAACCAUGUUGGAUCACUUCUCACGCAGACAACGUUUCAUCUCCUAUUCUACCUAACAAUUCCAGUCCUAAGGAAUAUACAGAUUGGGAUCAGCUCACGACCGUUUUCCAAUAUCCUUGUCAGCCGUAUUCAUCUACAGACAGGUCACCAGAAAGUACCAGUAGCGAGGCCACUACAUCAACGUGGAAUAACGUCAUUCAUAAUGAAAUAUCAGACUGUUCCAAUGGACAAAGACUGCCCUCGGUUGGUUCUGCAUUUUCUUUCUCAAAAACCUUCUGCAACACCGUUUAUCCAGAAUAUCAAAGUUAUCAGGAUUAUCAGGAGUAUCAGGAUGACGUAUCAGUGUCUUUGCCGCUUAUUCUUCACAAUCAAACCGAGGAUCAAGGACUCAGUGGAUCCAUGCAAGCGAUUACAGAUGAAUUUGAUCUUAGUUUAAUUAGGGGUGAUCCUACGUCACUCUUGUGUAGCAAUGUAGAAUCUCCUUCUUCACCCUCGUCUACGUAUUUGGAAGAACUUCAAGAUCCAUUUUCUAACUUGAAUGGAUCUUGUUACGCGGUUGGACACUUGGUCUCUGGACAACAGGCCUCGGUUUCCACGAUGAAUUUUGUUAAUGAUACUGGAUUGAAUGAUGGAUUUGGGAAUCAAAUUGUUUUGCCUAGAAACGAAGGAUUAUUAUUGACUGACAGGAGAGUGCCAGUGUCCAAGACUGCGCAAACUAUGGAGAAACGAAGCAAAUCUUUCGACAGUUCAACAACCGAUGAAAAUUUGACGUCGACGUAUCAGUGCCGAUGGAUAGAUUGCGGUUGCGCCUUUGCCGAACAAGAAGGGUUGGUUCGUCAUAUUGAGAGAAGGCACGUAGAAUCUUCGUCAUCGAAUUCUCAUGGACAUGGGAGACGAGUCCAAAGAGACAGGGACAAGGAUAAAGAUAAAGAAGGGGAGACUUACGCGGGUUCCGGUAGUGGGCAAGAUGAAUUUGCUUGUUUGUGGCAAGGAUGUCCUCGUGCUCGACCUUUUAAUGCGAGAUACAAGCUGUUGAUUCAUAUGAGGGUUCAUAGUGGAGAAAAACCGAAUAAGUGUCCGUUCACUGGGUGUAAGAAGGCAUUUUCACGAUUAGAAAAUUUAAAAAUUCACCAAAGAUCUCACACAGGAGAAAGACCAUAUGCUUGUCAACAUCGUGGUUGUUCCAAAGCAUUUAGUAAUAGUAGUGAUCGUGCGAAACAUCAGAGAACUCAUUAUGACACGAAACCAUAUGCGUGUCAAGUAACCGGAUGUGGAAAAAGGUAUACAGAUCCGUCCAGUUUGAGAAAACACGUGAAGAAUCAUUCAGAACCACCGAUUCCACUGCCUAAUCCUUCGUUAACGUCAGAUAGCAAAAAUUCUAGUAAUAUAAUUAGUAAUAGUAACUUACGGCAUGAUUCAAUUUCUACGAGUUCGAAGCAGCAACAGCAACAGAUCGGUUAUACAGGGGAAUCGAAUUAUCGAACGUAUAAGACUUCGGAAUCUUAUGCGGACGAGGACGUGGAUCUGUUCCAGACGAAUCUGUGUCAGGUCGAUAGGAUUUCCAUGAACCUUGACAGCAAUCAAGAAUAUGUCCCUAUCGAUUCUGUGAAACGCUUUCUCAUCGAUGAUGUCAGUGGAUCGCACGUGGAUGGUACAGGAUACCAGGUCGAGGAUGAAGUUCCUGAUUUUCAAGAGCUUGGUUCAGAUAUUGAACAGCAGUUUUUUGAGUUAAGUAGUCUGGAUGACGCGGUUUUCAUUGAUGGUUGAGGAAAAUGUUUAGAGGAAAGAGAUUCGAUGCCUUCAUGGUGAAUACCAAUAUUUCCAAAGACUUUUUCCAUUUUUUUUUUUUUGUACUUGAUUUUUAUACGCUGAUUCAAUUACUUGAUAGAUAUAUUUUUGUACAUAGACGAUUGUAUAUAUUAUGAUUAAAUAUAUGAUUUUGAUUCUUA
Apis florea (little honeybee) is the source of this 4236-nucleotide messenger RNA. RefSeq lists its product as uncharacterized. Lineage: Eukaryota; Metazoa; Arthropoda; Insecta; Hymenoptera; Apidae. Gene Ontology annotation, molecular function: RNA polymerase II cis-regulatory region sequence-specific DNA binding; DNA-binding transcription factor activity, RNA polymerase II-specific. Gene Ontology annotation, cellular component: nucleus. Gene Ontology annotation, biological process: regulation of transcription by RNA polymerase II. The record is from RefSeq and is a predicted model, not a curated record.